UCAGCCAAACAAAAAAGUUCUCAGAUUACGGCAAACCGAGGUUCCCCUUGUAGAGGGUACCCAUAGGGACUCUCAUGCCAAAUAUCAGCCCAUUUGGUUGAGAAUUGGCCUGUCCCCAGCGGUUUCAAGUUUACAUGGAAAUUACUAUGGGAUUUUUGUGCUUUUCGUUCAAUCGAACCUACAGGCCAGGGGACAACAUGGAUUCACUCGGAAUAAAGACAGGUGAGUAGGGGAUGGUCCAAUGAACACAUUCCAGAAGGAAAAAGGGUUGUCCGUUCUGUCCCCAAGGUGCGCAUUGGAUCGACGUCCGGUGUCUCAAAAACUACGAAUGCCGACGCCAAUUGAGCUUUUAUUUUCAAUGGUUACUACGUAGUUGUGAUGUGUUUUGAAUGGUAAACAUGAAACAAAUGUCAGAACGUCUCAAUGGAAGCAGAAAGCUUUAGUUUGCGGUCCUGGAACCAGGCUUUCCUGGUGGGAAAUCUGGAGGGAAAUCUGCCCCUGCAUCGCACCCCGACGAACAGAGAGCUUUUAAGCGCUCUUUUGCACCGGAAUCGAUACGACAAGCUUUCGAUCAAGAAUGCCGCCUUGGAAAUCUCCCGGUUGGCGGAAAGUGCUUUAAAUGUACCACGAAGAAAGAUCAAUGCCCAUUUGCAAGAUUUGUACGACACUUGGAGAGGACUUUACAAGCAAAAAUCCCGAACCACUUCGAAAUCGGAGGAGGAUAGAACUCAUUUCAGGACGGAACUAUCCAUGCCAUGUGAUUUAUCGUGGAAUCCAAUCGGACAAGAGGAAGCUGCAGUUGGAACGACUGAACAAACGACUGAAACGUUGGUUAACUGUUUGGAUAGUUUAACAGCCUCAGCAGAUCGACGAUUUGAAGAUGAUCAGGACCUUGAUCAGGGCCAUGACCUAGCUGGUGACAACAACAGCAACGAGGACAGUGAAAGUAAAGAUAAGGCUUUUCUGGUGGGAAGUCUGGACGGAAACCUGCCUCUUAAACGAACACCAACGAACAGAGAACUUUUAAGCACACUCUUGUUCCGGAAUCGACAUGAUCAGCUGCCUAUCAAGAAGGCUGUCUUGGAAAUCUCCCGGUUGGUGGCUAACACUUUGGAAGAUCAAGUCCCAUUUAACAGAGUUGCACGGCGCUUGGAGAGGUUGUGCGUUUAUUUUUUUUUUUGUGUAAUAUAUACGAAGUUAUUUUAUCACAAACAGGACUCGUCAAGAAUAAAAGCCGAACAAACGCGACAUCACAGGAUGACAGAAAAAAAUUCCUGUUGAAACUAUCGUUACCUUGCGAUUCAUCUUGGAAUGUAUGUGAAUUUGUUUUUCGUUUUAAAUCUUUUGUUAAUUUCGAAAUUCACAGUCUAUCGCUGGACAAAACGCAGCAGUUGAAUCGCCUGAGAAAACGGCCGAGCAUAUGAAUUCAGAUAACUGUUUCGAAAGGUCAACAUUCUUGGCAAUCCGGCAUACUGGUGACGUUCAGCGACACGGAAACAAUCGCGAACAAAAUAACCAAGAUCAAGCUGACUGCAACGGAGACAAGGAUGAUAACGAUGUCGAUAAUUACGAGGAUGAAGUAGACAAUGACGAUGGCGACGGGCAAAACGAUGAUGAUUACAAUGAAAAAAGUAAUGACGAUGACGACGACGAAAAUAACGAUGACGACGACGAA
Molecule: messenger RNA, 1675 nt
Organism: Culex pipiens pallens (northern house mosquito)
Lineage: Eukaryota; Metazoa; Arthropoda; Insecta; Diptera; Culicidae
Exons: 3
Coding region: 424-1281 (285 amino acids)
Source: RefSeq, a predicted model, not a curated record